Anthonomus grandis grandis is the source of this 8986-nucleotide messenger RNA. Its product is annotated as protein winged eye. The transcript has 14 exons. Bases 424 to 5235 code for a protein of 1603 amino acids. The record is from RefSeq and is a predicted model, not a curated record. Lineage: Eukaryota; Metazoa; Arthropoda; Insecta; Coleoptera; Curculionidae. Gene Ontology annotation, molecular function: chromatin binding.
GACCCGAUCGAUUCCGGCUGCGAAGUUCGGCCCUCCGUUGUCGGUUUCGUCAGUGAUCGAACGCCAUGCCCGCGAUACGACGACGGUUUACGUCGGUUUAAAUGCGUUUUUUCUUCACCCUUUCAAAUUUAAAUCUAAAUUGGCAUUUUGUGAAUUUAAUAUUGAACUAUUUUUACGCGUUUGAGGAUUUUCGAGGACAGCGUUAUUCGUUGUUAAAAGCGCGUUUUACGGGAUUUUUGAGGAACGUGUCGUCGGAAGAUGUGACAUCAGUUCCUAGUGGCAGUUGUAUUUUUUUUAAUUUUGUUAAUGAGUGGUUCCAAUAGUUUUGUGCGCUAGUGGAUUAAUUUAUAUCAAGGGGGUUUAGGAAAAUCAGUUACAAUAUCGGAUCCUAUUUUCGCGGGGUGCUGGCCGGCAUCAGCGAGCAUGCUCGGCAGCCCCGCUGGGCCGGGGGGAGCCCCCCAAAGGGGGCUAUGGCCCCUGGCCCCGGCACCCGCUCCUACCGCUACUACGUUUUCCACUGAUGGUAUCAGUAAAUACGGCGUAUACUCGCUAUUUCCCGGAGGGCCGACCUUCGGAAGCGCGCUUUACUCACACGCGAGCACGAUCGGACGUUUCGCCAGCGGCCACAUACAGCAAUCAUCAUCAGGGAACGCUUUCCACCACGCGGCUCACAAAGUUUCAGACUCUCUAUUUUCGGCGACCGGUUACACUUUCGGCGCCCCAACACCACCCCCGGGGUCUCCUUACUCACCAAUACCGGUCACCCAGCUGGAACUCCUCACCAAAGGUUACUCCACGAACAACAUUAUCAUUCAACAAUCACAAGACUACCACCCUGCGAGUCCCAAGAAGGUGCAAAUAACCGAGAAACGAUGCGACGAAAAAUGCUGCUCGAUCCAGAAGACCCAGAAAAGUUGCUUGUGCCCCAUGUCGCCGGUGAAAAAGAUAACCGAGAUAAGUGCGUCUGGUUGCUCCAGAACGAACCCGAUCGAAUGGACGGGGGUGAACGUGAAAAAGGAGCCGGGCACCCCCUGCCAAGUAGCGGAAAUCACCACCAGUAUGUCGCCGGUGGUGAAACUGGAGGUGACGUCACCGACCCAAAAAACCGGUGGGGACUUAUCGGGGUCGAUGAUGGCCAACAAUGGGGCACAGAUUCCGGUCGGAAUCGCGGUCGCUAGACAGAGGGUGCAACAACACGAACUGGUCGCUUCGCCCUCUGUGCCCCCCGCAGGCCUUCUGGCAACUGUUGGUUCGGGGGGUGGAGGCGCGACAAUUAAAGAAUUGGACAAUGCCGCGGCGAUCUCUAGCAUGGCUGCAGGCAGCCCGGCCGCAGGGGGCGGCCCCAUCCUGCAAUGUACCGAGGACCGCGGAUUGGCCGCCUUUCAAAUAGGCGGCGGCCACGGGCAGGCCGCCCUCGCCACGCCCACACUGUGGCAAUAUCCUGCGCCGGUUCCUAUGGAACCAAUGGUCCCUUUACCAGUACCAACCAUGCCCCCGGUGGGCUUCCAACUGGUACGCGACCCAACCACCGGAGGGCUCCUACUUCUACCCACCACCACCGGAAUCGCAGAACCACUACAACAGACCGUCGUAUGGCCGAGCUACCCACAAACCUCAUCAGUUCUUCUACCGUCGUUAUCCUCCAUGCAACCUCCACCUCUUCAGUUAUUAAGUUCGGCAUCGUCCGAUUACCUCUCGAGCAGUACCACUCUGCACCAACACACCCAAACCCACAGUACAAGACUCGUGGCGGUAACCACCGAUGCCAAAAGGAAAAUGUUACCCGCCACCACUUUGAUCAAAAUCGAAACCGACGGUACCACCUUGGACCAAGCGAAAGCUUUGCAGGCGGUUAGCACCAUUGCCAGCAAUAACAGUACGGUUUUCACCGAUCAAACUGUACAACCCCUCGUGACCACUCACGUGAUAUACCAGCACCCCACGACGAAUCUAAUUGUGUCCCAGACCCCCAUGUCCAACAAUGAUUCUAGCACCACCUGUAGGUCACAAGCCACAUCUCCCGUAACCUCUUGCCUAACUCCUCCACCGGAUUCUGUACAGAUCCAAGAGGAAGAAAUGGUUGUUAAUACAGCAUCAAACGUACAGGAUGCCAACAUACAAACCGAUACUCCCAUUUGUAGCGAAGACGACAAUAGUACUUAUACCAUGUGCGAUGUUAUCGCAGAAGAAAAGCCUAAGGAGGUGAUGACGAUUGAAAGUGAGAAAGUCUUAGAAGAAGUCAGAGAAGAAGGGCGCGUGACCAUCACAGAACUACCUGAGGAGGCGGUUUUAACUGAGCAGGAUAAACCGAAGCCUGACCUAAGCGGCCUGGAACUCUUGUCCAAUAGCAUUGUGGAGUUUGAAAACCACCGCACAGAACCAGUGGUAGCAACGGAACAAGGAACUGCUUCUUCUCACACAGAAGAUUCCUCAAACACCUCCCCAGAAGAUUCCAUAGAAGAGGCAAAAGAAGUGCAACCGGUGGUCCUGGAUGACAACCUGGGAGGGUUAGAUCUGCUCUGUGCCCUGGCCGAGCAAAGAAUCCUAGAGGAAAACAUCGAGAAACCGGAAAAGAAAGAGCGAUCCACCAAACAUCACAAGGACCGAGAACGCAGACGGGAAAAGAGAAAGUCCAAGAAGCACUCCUCGGAUGAGCCUAAGAGGAAAAAAAUGAAACAUCGAUCCAAAGAGAGGGAGCACCGAAAGAGGUCCGAUAAAACCUUAAAGAAAACUGAACCGGCAUGCGCCUGCAACUAUAAACACUAUAAGACCCCGCAGUCCGAGCAGGAAGUGAAGAAGUUCCUGGAAAGCAAAGCGCCGCCGAGCUACUGCUGCCAAGGUGAUUGGCCCUGCAUGAACGCCAUCGAACUAGACAUGAGAAUGAAACUGGCAGAGCUCCAAAGGGAGUACAAAGAAAAACAGAAGGAACUGAGCAAAUUAAAGCCGAAGAAACACCAUCACUCGGACUGCACCAAAAAAGCCCAUAAGAAAUCCGAAAGGAGCGACACGCCGCCGCCACCACAUUUGGAUAAAAUCUCAGAAAAUGACCCGAGGAACCGCGAGGAUCUCCUGAAACCCCCCAAGUUAUCUGCCAUGCCCAAACUGGCUGAACUUAAAAGGAGAGCUUCCGAAACAGACUCUUCACCUGAAAAAACCUCCUCAUCGUCUUCAAAGAAACGAAAAGUGGGCAGACCCAAGAGGAUCAUGACCCCCCUAGGGGAGAUCGUCGGCACCGAAACGAUUGUCGCAAAAAAACUGAAAAACAACUUCGUCAACUGUUUGCUGGCCGCCAAAGAGAAGAUCAAACAGAAGAACCACGGGGAUACCACUCCGCCGCGUUUUAUCGAGGAACCUUACACGCAUAAACUGAAAAAAGUGAAAAACAACAACAACAACAACAAUACAAUUGUCAUUAUGGACGAGGAGAGUAAAUCCUCGAAAAUGCGGCCUAAACUGAGAGCCGAGGCCACCGUUAAGGUGCAAGAAGAUGACGACGAAGUGAUCGAUCAUAUCGACGAAGAUAUCGAUGAGGUGAACACUUCAAAUGAGAGUUUCAGCGAGGGAUUGUUGCAUGAUAGCAGCAUUAGCAGCAGAACUGAGGAAAGUUCGCUUGAGGUUGAAGAGGAGGUUGCGAGAGUGGAUGAUGAUGAUGAUGAAGAAGAAGAGGCGACUGGUGGUAAAGAGGAGAUGCCCAACUUGUGCGCUUUGACUGAGGAUCUGCUGGGAACUGAUAAGUUGCGGGUGUUGACUGCUAUGGGAGGACUCUUUUAUGCUGGGAGGCUGAACGCGGUCGAGCCUCCAGAUGUUUAUUCUAUAACGCUUGAUGGGGAGAGGGGGAAUAGGCCGCAUAUUAUGUCGAGGGAGGAGAUAUUGAGAGAUGCGAUCGUUGAAGUAUCACCUAAAACAACCGAAGACUUACCAGCCGGCACCCGUUUAUGCGCCUACUGGAGCCAACAGUACCGUUGCCUCUAUCCAGGAAGUGCGGCGGAACCGGGAACCCCAGACCCCCAACUGGACGGCAAAUUCGUCUCGGUAGAGUUUGACGACGGUGACAGCGGACGAAUCGCUCUACAAGACAUCCGACUGUUACCCCCCAACUACCCCAUCAUGGAAUACGACCCCAAUCCCUUGCUGAGCCUUUGCAAGCGACGACGCAGAACCUCCACAAGCAUUUCCACCGAGGAGAAACAACUCCAGGAAACCUUGGCUCCGAUCCUGGAAGUACCCAAGAAACCAGUUGUGGACCCCCUGGAGCAUCACAAAGAGAAAAAACGCCUCAAGAAAAAGAAAAAAGAGAAAAUCAAGGAGAAACUGUUGAAGAGCGGCGACGACAAGAAGAAGAAGCGUAAACACAAGUGCGCGGACGAGUUUUGUAAGCACAAGAGGCACCACAAGAAGCACAAAAAGCACCGCAGGCACCACGAUAAAUCGAAGACUGACUCGGAAGAGUCUUCGGGGCGGCCAGAGUUUAUUUGCGAAAUAAUCAGCGGGGAAACCGAGGUGGGAAAUGCGGUCGAGGCCUCUACAGUUCAAACUGUAGGAGAGGAGGACAAUGACGAAUCGUCUCAGCAGAGCGUAGAUGACUUUCCUAAUUAUGAAGCUCCCGCGAAUCCUGACGACGAGGUUACCAUGGACGAUAUUUUGGAAGCCACCGGAGAAAAGAAAUCAAAGAAAUUCCGGGACCGACAAGAAUCUUGCGAGAGCAGAAGUAAAAUGAGCGCCUUCUUACCAGCUAGACAGCUCUGGCAUUGGGCCGGCAAAGGCUAUAAACGACCAAGGGCCAAAGGGAAAUCUAAAAAAUGCUUCUACAAGGCCAUAGAGAGAGGAAAAGAAUCGAUUACAGUGGGAGAUGCUGCGGUGUUCUUGUCAACGGGAAGACCGGACAGGCCGUACAUCGGUAGGAUCGAGGCGAUGUGGGAAAUGUGCGGCACGAUGGCGGUGAAAGUGAAGUGGUUUUACCAUCCGGAAGAGACGGUCGGUUGUCCGGCGAAUCUUCAAUAUCCCGGUGCCCUCUUCGAGUCUCCCCACAUCGACGAAAACGACGUGCAAACAAUAUCCCACAAAUGCGAGGUACUGCCGUUAAAAGACUACGUGAAAAGACUGGGCAACGAUCCGGCUCGGUACGCCACCAUUUACGAUAACAACGACAUCUAUUAUUUAGCGGGACAUUACGAUCCCACCGUGCACACCCUCAGGAUGGAGUCCGGAAUACCAUUUUCAUCAAAAAGUGACUGACGAUAAUCGAAAGUUGUUGUUGUUGUCAUAAGGCGUAGAUGAAUCCAGUCGAGAUAUGACUGACUGACUAUAAAGAGGUUUGGGAGCUUGAUAAUACAAAUCUAAAAGAGCAAUAUUUAGAUGUUUUUUGAAAAUCUAGUGAUUUUUGGUGCUAUGUUAAAUUUGUUUGUUGUUUUUGAGUUGUUUUGUUGGAACCGUAUUGUUUUUUAUUGAGAGAGCUUCACAUCAAAGUUACUUAAAGAUCCGUUUAGUGUGGUUGCGAUUUAAUAAUAAUGACGAUGUUAUUAAUAGUAGUUUUUAUCUGUCAAUUAUGAAAAAUGUUUGUUUAAUCAACCGGGGGUGGAUACUGUUAAGAAAAGUGGAUUUUCUUUUGAUUAAGUAAAAUCUCUGUGUCUCCAAAUAGCCUUACCGCGGCGAUUUUUGAUUAAAAGUGAGAAAAUUGUGCAUGAAUGAAGUUUUGGGGAUUUUUUAUGCAACAUUCCUGCUUUUUUGGUGAAUGCGCGUGCGCCAUUUUAAACACAGAGAAAUAUUUCUUAAAAUAUUGAAAUUUUUAUCACUGUACUUCUUAGAUUCGGUAAAUGUCUCUCAAUUAAAUCACACGCUAUAGUCUGUUUAUUUAUUUUCAAAAGAAUGCACGCGCCUUCAACAACAUAUCAAAAAUUUUAUAAUGCAACGUUGCCGUAUUGCCUGGAAUUUUCGCAGGUUUAGCUACUUUUUAUUUUAUUUUACAAAUGCAGACAGGCCAGGAAUUCCAUUUUCCAAAGUUUCUUAUAAAACCGAGUAGUUUUUGAAAUUAAGAAAAAUAAGUCAAUAUCAAGAGAAAUCUGAUAGGCUGGCAACAUCGACAAGUUAAAUAUGAAAGUUUUCGAAAAAAAAAAUCAAAAUGCAACGUUGCUAAAGUGCCUGUAAGUUUUCCAAAGUCUUUCUUGAAACUGUGUAAUUUUUUAAAUGAAACAAAAUGGGUCAAAAUUAAGAAAAAUCAGAUGAACUGGCAACAAUGACAAGAUAGAUACAAAAAACUUUGGGAAAAAAUGCAACGUUGCCAAAUUACCUGAAAUUAUCCUUGUUUCAACUACCUUUUAUGUUAUUUUAAAAUUAAAACCAGGUUAGUUGCAAGUUUUGUUGUGAAAUAGGUGAAAAAUGAUCAAAAACUUAUUAGCUGGCAACAUGGCUAAGCUGGAUUGACCGAACUAAUAAAAUCAAACGUUGAUAACAGUAAAAUUUGCAAAAAUAAUCUAAAUGCAAUGUUGCCAAAGUGUCUAAAAUAUUUGGAAAGGCACGAUUUUGGUUUAUAAAGGUAAUUGAAAAAAAUAUUUUCUUGAGAAAUGAGGUUUUUUUUGUCAGUAUCAACAAUGUUGCCAAUUUUAAGUAAAGAUUUAUUGAAAUCACUUUUCAUAGGAGUAGGGUAAUGCGACCUUGCCAGAGUGCCUAUAAAUAUAAAAGUUUUAGGCACGCCUUAAUUAUUCCAAAAACUAACCAUAAAAAUAAACUAAAAUAUUUGUGAUAUAGGUAUGAGGUUACAUUUUGCCAUUGUUGCCAUAUACUUUGUUAACCAAUCUUUUGGAUUUUUUUUUCCUUGGAAACAAAAAAUGCCAGGUUGCCAACACGCCUUAAUUUGUCAAAGUUUCAACUACUUUAUGUCUUAACAAAAACCUGAAUCAAAAACAAAAUCAAUAAAAUGGUAAUUUUAACUGUUAGGGAGCAGUUUGUCAUUAUAAAUGAUGAAGCAACGUUGCCAAUUUUAAGAAAAAUUCAAAACUUUUUAAAGCAUUUUUCCUUGAGGAAUGAUUAUGCGACGUUGCCGAUAUACUUAAAGUGGCCAACGAUCAACAACUACUUUUUAAUUUAUUUUGAUAUAAAUAAUUAAUUUUUCAUAGGCAGGAAGAAGAUCAUGGUUAGAUUUCGCCAUAAUAAAUUAUCUACAACGUUGCCAAUUUUUGUUUAAAAAUCCAAUAUAUUUUUUCUUGAAAACAGAUAGUGCCACGUUGCCGACCUGCCUAAAAUUACCUAAAAUGCAACGACUUUCUAUGCAAUGAAAUUAAAUCAUCGAUGAAAUUAAGAUAAGAGAACCGUAUCGUUUGUAUGUGAGCAACAAAGAAAUCGCGUUUUCGGCAAAUGUCUCCUUCAAAUGCUUUGAUUCAAAGUGAGACAAUAAUAUUAUUAGUCUUAGAGGAUAGAUAUACAAAACAUUCCUGACAGAUUGGUGAAGGCGCGUAAGGAGUUUUGUACAUUAAAUAGCAAAACCGUCUUGUAUCAUUUGAUAAAAAAUAAUUUAAGCUUAGAAGGGAUUAUUGGAGUAUAGUCAAAGUACGAACAAAACCAUUUAACUCAUAUGUCGACGUUUCUGUUUAUUUUAAAUGAUCCUCAAGGCACUUCAAUGGACAAUCAUUGUCGUCACUUAUAUCGCAUGAAAAUUUGAGUUUAAAUAAAUAAACCAUUACUAAUAAAAUUUAUUUUUUGUACCCUCUAGAUUCAGAUUUUGUCAUUAACCUUAACCAAAAAUCUAUUUCUUCAUAAACAAAAGAGUGCACGCGCCUUCACCAACACAUCAAGACUUUUUUCAUAUCUUUCGAGAUUACCUAAUUAAUUUGGCUCUUAUUUGCUUCAUUAAUUCUCAAAAUUAAUAUAGAAAUUAGCCGCAGUUGGACAAAACCUUGAAUAUUCAUAAUAAUUAUAGUAAAUCUCCUUAAAUGACAUUAACAAAUUAAUAUUCAAAUCCUGCCUAUUAUUCUAGCAAAAAUAAAGCCGAGUAACUUGUCGCAUUUAUGACUUAAAAUAAGAUCGACUGCCUGGAAUAGUGAAAUUCUUUUGAUUCAAAUUUAAACCAUGACCAUUUCAUAUACGAAAACCUUCUCUCUGCUUUCCCUCUUAAUUUGCAUACUAUUCAAGCAAAAUUAAAUAAAUGAAUUAUGACAGUUGCUGUUGCUGCUUUAUUAUACCUUCAUUCCUUUUGAUUUAUUACACAUUUGCCUGCACAGAUUCUCCAGUAGUUCCUUGUUGAGUUCUAGAUUUUUAUCUCUUUCCAAAGCUGACUGUUCAACUCUCCCUCUGUCAUCACAUUUGACUGCCGAGACAUGGAUAGUAUUCGAUAUUCAAUAUUUAUGUUUUAAUAAUAUUUACCUUUUUUUACAGGAUUCCCUGGACUAACAGUCUAAAAAAUGAACCUUUUCCCCAAACAACAAAAAACCUCUUUUCUAAACUGCUUGCCCAAUUAAAAUAAUUGCCUGGAAUAUAAUAUAAUAUGCGCCUAUUUUUGGUCUACCAUUGGCUAAAAUGGAGGAAAUGUUAAAAAAUUUAUUUAUUAACUGUUAUAUUCAUUACAGUAGAUGUUAUAGUUGAACCUUUAAUUUAAAAGAAGAACAUUAUUCUAAGCUAAAUUUCUUUUAAUAACAGUUAACGAGAAUCUCGUGUGUUGCAACUUUAUAAAACCAGUUAAGCAAAAAAAUUAUUUAGCAGAUACAUAGUUUGAUUUGACGUUAUUUUAUAUUCGCCAAAAUUCGAACUUACUUAAGCUUCCGUCCACCCUUUGUUGAUUAAUCAAACUAAAACAAAAAGCUACCAGAACCACCCUGAAUAUUGACGGUAAUAAAAAAAUUUCGAUAAUAAAUCUCCUUACGAGCCGACAAAAAUUCACAUUUUUAGCCGAUAAGUUGUACAGUUUUUGUAAAUAUUCAAACCAGUAGACGUAGUACUUAUAUAAAACAGAUAUAUAUAAUUAUGUGGAAAAUAUAUAUAUAUUUUGAUAUUCCGA